AAAGGAUGACGACAUCUAUAGAAUUGAGUUGUUUUAUUAAAAAAAAAAAAGGAAAUUGUUGAGAUGAGUUACAGCAGGUUUCAGGAUUCUUUUUGUUUAGUAAAGUUGUCCUAACUAGUGCGCUUACGCCGCUGCUCAUCAAGCUCCUCCACUUAUCAGCUUCUUCAACCCCACCAAUUCUGUCUUGUCAAGGUCAAGAAUAAUUUACAGUGGAUUUCAGAACAAUUUUUCACCUGUGUUCUUUUGGGGGCCGUUUAACUCUCUCUUUUGGCACUCAACAAGUGCACUCCAAUUGUCCGCUGUUGUACCCAAAGUUUUCUUCUGUUCAAUUCAGUGUCUGAGGAGAAGAGAUUUUAAGCCAAAGAACUUAGAUAAUUACAGGGAGGUCAGAAAUUCAAUUCUGCUUUAUCACUGAGAUGAUUUUAGUAAGUUGAAGAGAGGAUUGUAGUCUCGGAACCCAAAAAUCCAAUUAAGAAUCAAUUUACUUUUGGAGGACGGUCCUGCUAAAGUUAAUUCUGAUUCGAAGUUACCUGUAGAAGUCUAGCCUAGUCAAAGAUGGUGGGCAUAGAUUAAUUGUGAAAUUGAAGUGAAGGCUAGAAGGAAGGAUCAUUUGGGUUCAAUGAACAAGAAAUGGGAGGCUAAACUUGCACCUCAUGAAGGAACAACCAUGGAUGCUCCACUUGUAUUUCCUUUUGCUCCUGCUCCUGUUCCCAUUUCCUAUCAGAAUGUGGAGCCAAUGUGGGGUAGAAGUCUCACGCAAAAUAAUCUACCUUCUCUCCAAAUCAGACAAACUGAUUGGCCAGAAUGGACAGAGCAGUUGGUUUGUGAUGAUUGGAGCGACCUGCUUGUUGGGAAUUCAGUUAUGAAUAUUCCGAAGCCUUCAACUACAGAGUCUUCUGCAUCACCCUGGCUGCAGUCACAUCAGCAAUCUCUGCCUUCUUCAAUGGGAACUCAUUUAAUUGCAAGUCGCACUCCACCUGGAGCUGGGGCUUCUAGUAAGCCACGCCUGAGAUGGACACCAGAGCUCCAUGAGAAGUUUGUGGAAGCCAUUAACAAACUUGGUGGUGCUGAGAGAGCAACUCCGAAAGGCAUUUUAAAGCUGAUGAAUGUAAAGGGUUUGGCAAUCUAUCAUGUGAAAAGCCAUUUGCAGUUGCAGAAGUAUCGGAUCGCAAAGUAUAUUUCAGAUUACACAAAUGGAAAUGUGGAGAAAGCGAGAAAUGCACAUGACAUCUCAUCGUUGGAGUUGAAAACUGGUAUGCAGAUUACAGAAGCUUUACAGUUACAGAUGGAGGUCCAAAAGCAGCUACAUGAACAGCUAGAGAUCCAAAGGAACCUACAGUUGCGGAUUGAAGAACAGGGUAAAUCCCUUAAGAAGAUGUUUGAGGAGCAAGAAAAAGCUGGUAAAUUAAUCAUGAAAAAUGGACCGUUUGUAGGCGGUUGCUUUGAUUCAUCUCCAGGGGGCUCCUCAAGAAAGUCUUUCGAGGAAGAACUUAAUGGAAGAUGUUCCGAGACAAAUUCAAACACAUUAGAGAAAGAUAAUAAAGAGUUCGGAAAAUUGUCUGUUUCCAAGAGAACUCUUGCAGGUGGAGAGCAGCUGAUGGUGGAGCUUGGAAGUUCAAUUUUUAUCGAAGGCUCUGACAAGGAACAUCAUGAGUGCACUCUGGAUUUGGAAUUUGGGCCUGCAUUACCACCUUCAAAACGGAUUCGAUCAGAUGGAGAUACGCAAAAUUUGGAUUUUCAAUGAGUAGCCCUUGUGGAUCACUAUAUGCAAAUAGCUUAACACCUGGUUGAUAUGCACAUAUGUACUUUAUUUACAGAUUUCUAGUCUCUCAGACAAGACUAAAAGUAUUGUGAGGCAGAAUCAUGAUGGUGGGUUCUGAUGAAGGCUACAUCCCAACAAUCCUAUUUAAUAUCAUGGAUAUCACUCUUGGAAGGAGAACUGUUUAUGAAAUCUGUUUGGUGCUUUAUCCACGGAUUACUUCCAAGUGAAUGUAAUAUUUUUGAAGUUUAGUGGUUUAUUCUAAUGGUUGGGCUUUUGUGAAUACAGGAAAUUUAACUUAAAUGGGUGAGGGCCAUUACUACCAUGGCUUAAGCAGACCAUCAAAGGCAGUUUACUUAUUUUUCAUUUCGCUAGUUUUUGGAAAUAUAGUUCAGCCUGUACAAACGAAUAAUUUCCCUAUUUUUUGAUCUAUGGGAAGUUUUUGGACUUAUUGAAUGAAAUUUGUACUUUGAUAUGUUGAUA
Molecule: messenger RNA, 2242 nt
Organism: Cryptomeria japonica (Japanese cedar)
Lineage: Eukaryota; Viridiplantae; Streptophyta; Pinopsida; Cupressales; Cupressaceae
Product: myb family transcription factor PHL13
Exons: 7
Coding region: 620-1744 (374 amino acids)
Molecular function (GO): DNA-binding transcription factor activity; DNA binding
Source: RefSeq, a predicted model, not a curated record